This is a messenger RNA of Rhodamnia argentea, 3746 nucleotides long. RefSeq lists its product as uncharacterized. Gene Ontology annotation, cellular component: nucleus. Gene Ontology annotation, molecular function: protein binding. Bases 80 to 3652 code for a protein of 1190 amino acids. Gene Ontology annotation, biological process: regulation of cell cycle. The record is from RefSeq and is a predicted model, not a curated record. The transcript has 15 exons. Lineage: Eukaryota; Viridiplantae; Streptophyta; Magnoliopsida; Myrtales; Myrtaceae.
UAUCAUUUCCCUCCACUGCCUCCGUCUAUCAACUCUAUUUCUCUCGCAUUCCUUUUCCUCCUUCAAUUCUCAGGUUGCGAUGUCAAUGGCGAAAUCGAAAGAGGAGGAAGAUGAAGCGGCGAAGACGGACGGUCUGGAGAUAAUCUCUAUCGGGCGCUUGUACAAUGGACCGUGGGAUAAGAAGUACUGGAGCUGCUCUAGGGGAAAAGACCGGUACCCUUAUCCUAUUGGAUAUCAAGCUGUUCGAGCUCAUGGUGGGAGCAGAUGUAAGAUAGAAGUUCGUGAAGGUUCUAAAGGGCCUUUGUUUACGGUUACUGCUGCGGAUGGACAUUCAUGCUCUGGGCAAACUCCAAAUAUUGCCUGGGAUAGGUUUCAAAAGAAAGGUUUCCCUCGUAUGAAGAUAUGGCAUGGAAAGAGAUUUUCUUGCAAGAUAGAUGGCACUGAGUUCUUUGGCUUUAAGGAUCCAUUGGUCCAACGAUUGCUUAGGGAGCUAGUGGCCAAUGUAGACGGAAUUGCAGAACCGAAUCUGCUAUCUUCUAGCUUCUGCGGUGGCCCUUCCCUAACAGAGCAAGUCCUUAGAUGCCCUAGUUCAUGCUCAUAUCCUGAUUUGCUGGCAUGUUUGGUUGAGCCACGAAUUACGAGAAAGAGAAGUAGGAGACCGGAAAACAAAGGUACAAGGUCCAGUUCUGAAGUUCCCUUUGAAAGACUACAAACUUCAGUUCUGGAAAAUUUUAAGAACUCGAAUCCAGGAGGAACAGGACAUGGAAGUCAGUGGAAGCGUUACAGUGUUAGCUCAUGCAUUUACUCAGCUUCGGGUGGAGAUAAAAUCAUCUGUGGAUCUCCUGGAAUAUUGCUGAAGCAAAUGAACUCAAACAUUUUGACCAAGUAUGAUGGGGUCGAAGCUGCCGGCGCAAAGAACCUUGAAAGCCCUGAAGAUCAUAAAUCUACUGGCCUAACCCAAUGUGUAUCCACAGCAGAAGAAUCCCUUGAUAGGUUUAAAGAUGGUGCAGCCCCUGGGUCGAGCUCUUCUGUGGAAAUGGAACGCAACAUUGAAGAACCUGUAUUUGUGAAUGACUCCGGUGUCAAUGUCAGUGAUAUGUCUCUUUGUGCACUUGAUACUUAUGAUAGUUUGCAAGACAAUGGAGAUAAAUCGCAUGAUCAUGCGUUGACUAGUCUCAGCAAAACAUCUUUCAAUUCGCAAGGCGUGGUAGCUGCGAACCACAAGUCUGAUUUUGAAGGUUUGGUUGCUGAAUCACAUCCUGGAGGGGAGAUGGACAAGGACCCUUUGACUUGUAGCUCUGAGAAAAGUGACCUUGAUUCUGUUGGUCAAGAUGUAGCCAAGUCUAUGAUGACAGUUCUGCUUCCACAAGCACUACCUCUGCUCAAGGAGGCCUCAAGAAAGAAGAGUGAAGCAAAGCAAGGUGUUAGUGAUCGAGGACAUCUUUCAGGUGUUGUGGAAUUUGAGGAGAAAAAUGCUGGUCCGUUUGUUAAUACAUCAUCUAGUGGUGAUCUGGCAAACUAUGGAAAUGCACGAGUAGAAAAGGAAGAAAACAUGCUAGUCCUAGCUGCAGAUUCUGCUUCUAUCAUCAGAAGUUCUAAGAAUGGCAAUGCAAUAGCUCCUGACAGCUUUGAGGAUAAACUGAAUGAUGUCAGUAUGAGUGGCACAAACAGUGUUUUUCAUCUUGAUGAAAUGCAUGUGCCCCCCAGAGAAAAAAUUCAAGGAGAUCGUGCUGAUCUCAGGAAUGUUUUUCAACACGGAUCUCUGGACCUUCCUACUGAAUGGGCUAAUAUGAGCACAGACUCGUUUUCAUUUGAAGAGGGCCUCAUAGCUGCAUCUGAUUGUAUUUCAGAUGCAUAUGAUUGGGGUAGGACUAACCAUGAAGCUGAUGCCAAAGCAGGUCUUGGUAACGACCGUGCCAUGGUUGAGUGUAACACACUUUUGACUGGUAACUCUCAAUGCCCGCGGUCAGAAGGCACUGUUGACAGGAUUUUCAGAAAUGGUUGCAGUGCUGAAAGAUGUACUGCUGCUGGAGACUUCCUUUGCCAAGAGUUAAAUGAUGAACCAGGCCAUACUGAUAUUGCAAAAAUCCUCACAGUGGGACAGUCCAAUCAUGUGCCCACAGAGAUGCCUACCACAAGCGUCAAGCAUAAUACAAAUGAGGACCCCAAUGGUUCACAAGUACAAGCACCUGUCUAUGCAUUAGUCAAGAAGAAUAUUUUGAGCUUCCCUUCAGCUCAACCAAUUGACGAGAAACCAAGAAACUCUUUACCAUAUCUGGUGUCAGCCACUGAUAUGCUUGAUUGCAUGACAGAUACUGCUAACAAAGAUCAGGCUGUUCCACAGUUAAAAUCGUCUGGGAAUGUGCAGCUCAACAAUGAGCAGAAAAGCAUAUAUCAGCUCAUUGGUUGCUAUGUUCAUCCUCUUCCAAUUGUGGCGGUGUGGUUGAGUACACACGAAAAUGAGACAUAUAUAUGCAUACUCUGUGGCCUUGAAGAGGAUAAGGUGAAAACCUUGUUUCUAUACAACAUACCCACUGAACAUGCAGGGGAAGGAUGCCCCUCAUUUCUUGGUCAUACACCAGUUACUUUGCCAAUCCCACAAAAUAUAUAUGGUGGUCGGAUUGCGCCGGAAAGAUCUUACUUACAGUUCACACCGCAUGGAAAAGGCCUCGUCUUUCUUGGCUGUAUGGAAGCACCAUGUUGCAGGGAAAGAAGAAUUUCAUGUUCGUGCUCAACAUGUGCAUUGGUCUCAUUUGAUGAGACUGCCGUUAGGAUUGUUCAAGCAAACAUGGGUUACGUGACUCUUGUGGCAACUCUGAAAGCUAUUGACAGGGUACACUCAAUAGUGGUCUGCGAACCUAAUUAUCUGGUUGCUAUUGGAGAGAGUGGGAGACUGCAUCUGUGGGCCAUGAAUCCAGCCUGGAGUGCUGAGACAGAAGAAUUUGAUAUACCAACCAGUGAUUGCGUUUCUCCUUGCAUUGUGGAGUUGAAGAAAAUCCCAAGACAUGCAUACUUGGUUGUUGGACAUAAUGGCCUUGGGGAAUUUAGUCUGUGGGAUGUAUCAAAGCGCAUUUUCUUGUCUAAGUUCUCUCAUCCCAAUCCUUCAGUUUCUACCUUCCUUCCAAUCAGCUUACUUAGAUGGAGAAGGCAAGAUUUUAUUUCGGGAAGAAAUCUAGAGGAGCAUGUCGAUGUAAUUAUGGAAGCAACAAUGAAGGGCUUCUCAGGGCAUGAUGCAAAUCACACCUUUCUUCAUUUAGAAGAGGAGGAUAUUGCUUUAUGGCUUCUAGUUGCUGCUGUUUCUGACGUUGAAUGCGACUAUCAAUUAAAUGCUCGCCGAAAAGAUUCAGUUGUAGAAUGGAGACUAGCUCUAUUGGCGGAGAAAAUGGUUAUCUUGGGAAAUACAUUGGAUCAAAGGGUCGCUUCAGUGGGCGUAUUAACUGGACAAGGGAUCAUUGCUACAAAUGAAGGACAUGUUUACAUGUGGGAGUUAUCUACUGGAAAAAGAUUGGGGACUCUUCAUCAUUUCCCAGGUGGCAGUGUCUCUUGUAUUGCUACCAAUGAUUCUACUCCAGCUGUCUUUGCAGCUGCUGGUGAUGGAGGGAAGUUACUGGUUUAUAGGCAUUCUCAGUUUAAGGCAAUGGACAGGAAAUGAUGCAACCAUAGUUUGGGUCUUCCCAAGCUUCGAUAUUCUUUUUGCAAGUGAUUUCAGAUCUUCCAUGUCCUCGACGGGUAGACUGAUUAUGGGG